Molecule: messenger RNA, 447 nt
Organism: Echinostoma caproni
Lineage: Eukaryota; Metazoa; Platyhelminthes; Trematoda; Plagiorchiida; Echinostomatidae
Source: the annotation of a GenBank genome assembly
AUGGCACCUCGUGCAUCAUCUAUCAGUGCGGUGAAUCGCAUUAUCACAUUACUUGCCGGGGACAAAUCGUUUAAUCAUCUGUUCCACAAUAUCGAAGCGGUUUCCGCAACUGAGAAAUGUCUCACUUGUCGGUUUCUUGUCUCACAGGCAGAAACAAAUGAGCUGCAUACGUUACAUGGCGGUUACAUCACCGGUGCGGUCGAUUUUGUCUCUUCAGUCGAUCUGGUUCGUAUGGGACAUCGAAAUCACGUCAGUGUUCACCUGGGGGUUGAUUUUAUGAGACCGGGCAAAUACGAGUCGUGGAUCAAAGUCGACUCGUAUGUUCAGAACAAGGGCAAGCGUUUGGCUUUCUGCGAUGUCCUGUUCACAGACGAGGACACUGGAAAGCUGUUGGCUAAGGGAACGCACACGAAAUUCCUCUUGCCUGACGAGCCAUCGAGUUCUUAG